UUGAUACAGCCUUUGACACAUUUUACAGUUAAGAAACUGAGACUCGGAUUCGGUGAUUUACCCCGGGGUCGCUCAGCUUGUGAAGUGUUAGGCCAGUUUGAACGCUGAGCGUGAACUUUAACUUCGUUGCGGUACAGAAUUGUGCGGCGCUUUUCGCACCAUAAUCGCCUAUUAGGUACUUACGAAGGAAACAAUCUUAUGGAGGCCAUUUGGAUUCUCAAGACUUUUGAAAGUAAAAAGCUGUAACUCAACUGAAUCCAAAUUGUUGAUUCCGCUAGCAUGGACAACGCUUACACAGAAGCUUAGGAAAGUACCUGGUAUUUUCUUCUUAUUUCAAAGAAAAGUAUUCUCAACCAUGGCAGAAAUGGAAGCAAGUAAGAGCAAGUCUGAACUGUUUUCACCACCUUCUAAUGUUCGUGGAAUGAAAAACCUUGAUAGGACAGCUUUUAAAAAGACAGUCACCAUUCCAGUGCUUAAAGUGAGGAAAGAAAUAGCCAACAGAUUGUUGCGAUCCCUUAAAAGGUCAGCACUGCAGCGCCCUGGCAUAAAGCGUGUGAUUGAAGAUCCAGAAGAUGAAGAAUGCAGAUUAAUUAUGUUGGAUCCCUAUAAAAUAAUUACUCAUGAUUCCUUUGAAAAAGCAGAACUCAGUAUUUUAAGUCAACUUAAUGUCAGUCCGCAGAUAUCUAAAUAUAAUUUGGAACUAACUUAUGAAAACUUUAAGUCAGAAGAGAUCUUGGGAGCUGUGCUUCCUGAAGGUCAAGAUGUGAUUUCAGGGUUUAGCAGAGUAGGACAUAUUGUACACCUGAAUCUUCGAGAUCAUCAGCUACCAUUCAAGCAUUUGAUUGGCCAAGUUAUGAUUGACAAAAAUCCAGGAAUCACUUCAGCAGUAAAUAAAAUCAAUAAUAUUGACAAUACAUAUCGAAACUUUGAAAUGGAACUGCUAUCUGGAGAAGAGAACAUGAUGACCAAGGUUCGAGAAAACAACUAUACUUAUGAAUUUGAUUUUUCAAAAGUAUAUUGGAAUCCUCGCCUCUCUACAGAACAUGGCCGUAUCACAGACCUUCUCAAAUCUGAGGAUGUUCUAUUUGAUGUUUUUGCUGGGGUCGGGCCCUUUACCAUUCCAGCAGCAAAGAAAAACUGCACUGUGUUUGCCAAUGAUCUCAAUCCCGAAUCUCAUAAAUGGCUGUUGCACAACUGUAAAUUAAAUAAAGUGGACCAAAAGGUGAAGGUCUUCAAUUUGGAUGGGAAAGACUUCCUCCAGGGACCAGUCAGAAAAGAGUUACAGCAGCAGCUGGAAUUGGCAGAAGAAAGAAAACCGUCCAUCCACAUAAUCAUGAACCUGCCAGCUAAGGCCAUAGAGUUUCUCAGUACUUUCAGAUCACUUUUAGAUGGGCAGCCGUGCAGCAGUGAACUGCUUCCCAGAGUGCACUGUUACAGUUUUUCCAAAGAUGCUAAUCCUGUUCAGGAUGUUCAGCAACGUGCUGGAGCUGCGUUAGGCAUCUCCUUGGAGACGUGCAGUUCAGUUCACAGUGUAAGAAACGUGGCCCCUAACAAAGUAAUGCUAUGCAUCACCUUUCAGAUUCCAGCUUCUGUACUCUACAAGAACCAGACCAUCAAUCUAGAGAAUGAUGAAGAACCAUCUGUUAAACGGCAGAGGAAAGAUAAUGACUUUUUAGAAGAAAAAACAGAAACUGCUCCAGACACUUAACUGGAAAUGUUUUCUCACCACUGUACUUUUAUGUAGUGAAAUAUAAUUUGUAUAAUUUCAUAAACAUUUAAUAUUGAACUCUUUAAUAUUUUUCCCGGCUAUCUUACCAUUACCAAGUUAAAGUUUCGAUGAAAACUUUUUAUCUAAAUCAUACUAUAUAACUAUAUUAGCUUUCCCAUUGUUGAGACACAUUAAGAUACCCACGACUUAAAGGCUGAAUUAGCUCAAUUUUUCAGAAGGUUCAAUACAUAGUUGGCAGCCUCCAAGGCAGAAACAUGAAACAGGCAUGAGAGCAAAUCUGUUUAGUUCUUAGUGGCCAGGAAAUAGCAAGGAACACUGCCUGAGAAAAAUUUGUUGGGGGCCUUAAGAAGUACCCAAGGCCAUGCAACCCAGACAUACCCAGGAACAUGCUUUAAUAAUCAGGCACUUCUUAUUCCAAAGAAGUUGACAAACCAGGAUUAAUGAUCACAAUUAGUAUUUUAAAAUCUAAACUAUAUCUAGUUUUUUAUUAGAUAAAUAUGUUUAAUGGUGCGUGCAUGUAAUCCCAGUGAUUUGUGAAGCUCAGGGAAGAGGACUGAGUUUGAGGCUUAUCUAGUAAACAUGACAAGCCCUGUCUCAAAAAAAACAAAAAGGAUAGUAAGCUUAAUAUUGUUGCUCUCGGAAAAAUUUUUGAAGGUAAGGUACCGUAGCAAACCACUAACACCAUUUUAUAGUUAUUCUUUAUUGAAGAGUGUAGUAAUUUUACAUAACUACACCUACACUACCAAUUACUACAAUCAAGGUAAUUUUAAAAAAUGAUUUAGGUCAUAGGUAGGUAGACUAUAUCCUGCCAGCUAAGUCUGGCCCACCUUAUGGCCACCCUACUUUUCAAAUGGUUGUAAAGAAUCAAAAUAGUAUUUUGACACAUCUGAAAACUAUGAAAUUGGAGAGCACUAGAAAGCAAGUAAGGAGAUACAAAAGGAAGGCAAAGAAUGUCCAAGGAAAAUUAAACUGAAGACUAUUAGACUUUCCCAAGAACAGUUACUCAGAGUUAAGGACAGUUGAAGCAUUGCCAGUAGUCAAUUAAAAAGGCAAAUAAUUCUGAAUGGCUUUGCCUCUUAAUGGGUACACAGAUGUUUCUAAUACUGCUUAGUAUUAUUUCAGGUGUUACUGCCAAGCUUGAAGUGAUUACUGAAUCAUCUUCUAUGAAUAUUAUGCAUGGAGCAGCUAUGGAUGAAUAUUUUCAAAGGAGUCAAGAAAACGCCAAUUCUGUACAGCCUAAAGUGGCAUCUCCUAAAGUGUUAUAACUGGCAGUGGCUAAAAAACAGAAAAAGUCUUUGUUGAACAAAUCUAUAAAGUGAAAAUGUCAAGAGUUUAGCCUAUAGCUAUUUACUACAUCACUCUUCAGCAAGUCCCUUGCGGAAAAAUUCUGAACCAUUCUUAAUUCCUUGAGUUUUGCCAGAAGUUGAAAGUGAAUAUUUUAAUCUGCCCUACCUCAGUUGUAUCUGUGUAUUAACAUUUUGUAAUGUUUUGAGUUUAGAAGUCAGGAUUUAAGUUUUUCUUAACAGGCAGCAUUCAAACACAAUUUUGGAAAUGAAUGACUAGAAAUUAUAUUUUGUUGAAGACCUGGUAAUAUUUCUUAAAGAAUACAACCUAAGAUUAAAACAACUUUAAUGUGAAAUAUACUGUAGUAAAACUUAA
Cavia porcellus (domestic guinea pig) is the source of this 3388-nucleotide messenger RNA. It is a transcript of the gene Trmt5, whose product is annotated as tRNA methyltransferase 5. Gene Ontology annotation, molecular function: tRNA (guanine(37)-N1)-methyltransferase activity. Gene Ontology annotation, biological process: mitochondrial tRNA methylation; tRNA N1-guanine methylation. The record is from RefSeq and is a predicted model, not a curated record. Bases 356 to 1708 code for a protein of 450 amino acids. The transcript has 5 exons. Lineage: Eukaryota; Metazoa; Chordata; Mammalia; Rodentia; Caviidae. Gene Ontology annotation, cellular component: cytoplasm; mitochondrial matrix.